AUGCCCAUUCCCCGCACUCCUGAACGGAGGACCGGACCGGAGCUACAUAAGUUGAUCGAUUCGCUCAACGAUGAGUUCGAGUUGGAAAUCCCGAAUCCUCAAUUCUACUCGCCGUCGGUCUCGGUGGAUAAAAAUUCUCUACAAUGGCAGAGCUAUCAUAAGAUCAAGCGACUCUACUUCGCCCGCAGUGUCGAUCUGAACGAAUUGCUGAACAACUUUGAGGAAUGGGUCGUGGCCUCUCGGGUAACUACUAACGCCGGUCAUCGAAUGAGCAAUGCGGCAGGCGCAGUACCUGGUCCGUCAAACAGAGAUCUAUUGAUGGGAGAAGGUUAUUGGCCGGUUUCCCAGGAACAGAGGAACGAGCGAUUGAAAUACCUAGUCAAUUUGAUCAAUGAUGAACUUUAUAUGCUAGGCGGGGGCUCCUUUGUGUCCCACUGCCGGGACAAUGAACCACUUUUGGAAGAAGCACCAUGCUUCGAGUCUAGGAAGAGAAGGUUAUCGGAAGACGAAGUCUUCCAUACAGCUCCCAAUUCUCCGGUCAAACGCUCGCCCCCAUUGCUAGCUGAUGGGUUUCAGGAUGCAACAUUUGAGAACUUGGAAUUCAGCUCCGAAAUAUCGGCGAACAGUCCCGUGCAUGUCUCCAAAACCCCCAAGACCUCUAGCCCGGCAAAAGGGCCGUCGAAGUUCGUUGAAAAGUUGACAGCUCCCGACAAUUAUCGGCGAUAUGAUGCAGUACCGCCUGCGAAGACUGGACCUGAGUUUAGCUUCACAUCAACAGUUCCAAAUACUUCAGUGGAUACUUUCUAUCUGAAUCGAUUUGACACUUCCUUCGUAUCAAACGGCACGGAACUCACCGAGCCCAUGCCAGACUCGGAAUCUGUGUAUGAGGACUCAGUAGUUGGGCACUUGCUGAGCCAAGAGAUGAGGACGACAUUUGAAGCACAACAGCCUCUCAUCGAGGAGUCACCGCCAGACGUCCGAUAUUCCUUUGAGCAGGAUAUAAUGAGUCAGCUACUUAAUGAUGGGCCGUUUUCGCAUGAGCAUUGCUUUUCUGCCUCUGUGCCGUUGCGAUACCGAUAUGAGCUGGAGAGAAUAGGUCGAGCUUGGAACGUUCCCCUCGACCGCAUGUUGGUUGGCAAUAAUGUCCCUUUCAAGUCACGCGAAGCUUUCUGGAACUGGAUCGAGACACACAACCAACGCGGAGAUAAACCCCUCCCGGAGAAGUCACCCAGUAAGGCCUGGGAUGCCGCCGUGGGUGAUUUCACAACGGACAAACACUCCGAAGAUGUGGCUCUUACGGGUGAUUUAGAAUGGUGUAGCGACUCUGAGCCUGGUAUUCUAAAUCUCACGUUAAACCCUCUUAGAACAGAGAGGACAUGUCGGUUCCACCGUCGCUUUGGGUCCGACCGAUUCCUCAGCCUGACGGUGCCUGCACCGGCACGGCCUCCUCGUCGUUUACGAAUGCCUGCGCAUCCCUCGCUUCUGCGGGAGAGCAUGGUCAUGUGGCUACAGCAGAAUUCCCAUCAAUGUCUAGGAAGGACAUGGAAGGCGUUCUAUCUGGAAGAAGUCAAAUCGAAGCGCAAAAUGGCCGAACCCCGGUUCAGAGUUGAAUUCUUUGCUAUCGAUGGGGUCGAUUUUGAUCACACACCCCUUUCGCCUCCCAUUGCGCCUAGAGAACAGGGAAGUGCCAAUCGCACUGAAAUGAACCUCGAUACCCUCCUGGAGUGGCAUAUGCCAUUCGAGGCAAAUCGAGGUCAGACCAAUUGCAAGCUUUUCCAGCGGCUCUCUUUGGGGCUAUCAAAGACCUUCGCGACCGUGCCUUUGAAACCAACGCAGGUUCUCCAUCUCAGGGAUGGAUCCCCAGUUAUGAAUGAUGGUUGUGCUCUUAUGUCCAGGGCGCUGGCCAAUCAGAUCUGCGACUCACUGGGUCUAACCGACAACACGCCUAGUUGUUUCCAAGGGCGAAUCGCCGGCGCAAAAGGCUUGUGGAUGGUGGACAGGCAUCAGUCCCAUGUUUCGGCGGGAGAUGAUGACGUUUGGAUCCAAAUAUCUGACUCGCAAUUGAAGAUCAAACCCCAUCCGCAGACGUGGCAGGACCCCAUUGACGAGGAGCAGCUGACCUUUGAGGUAGUCAAAUGGUCCAAGCCAUUGCAUUCCGUGCAUCUGAACAUCCAACUGCUGGCUAUCUUAGAGCAUGGCGGGUACGUCAGCGACCAUAUCGCCGACCUCACCCGGCUGAGCAUCCAGUCAGUGUACAAGGAUUUUGCCGAAGUGGUCCAGUCCGACAAUCCUGUUCUUUGCCGCAAUCUAAUCCAAAAAAUCAAGCCUGUAGCAGAUGAUGGUUCGAAGCUGCUACUCCAUAAAGCUCGGCGCAUGGAACAAUGGAUGAUGAAUGAGUCCGAAACUCUGAUCCGUCUCACGGAAGCGGGGUUUACGCCGCGAAGCUUCUAUCCUCUCCGCCACCGGCUUGGAAAGUGUCUUCGAAAAGUGCUGGACCGGCAUAUGGAGGAGCUUCACAUUGAGGUGCCGCUCUCCACCUACGCCUUCUGUAUUGCAGAUCCGUAUGGGGUGCUCAAAGAGGACGAGGUUCAUUUUGGGCUUUCGGCCAAUUGGCGGGAUGGACAGGGUCAAUUUGAAGACAAUCUUCUGGACGGCGUAGAUGUUCUCGUCGGGCGUCUCCCUGCCCACCUUCCUUCCGACAUUCAGCGGCGAAAAGCCGUGUGGAAGUCGGAGCUCCGUCACUUCAAGGAUGUUAUCGUCUUCCCCACAGCCGGAAAGAUUCCUCUGGCCCAUAUGCUUUCGGGGGGAGACUACGACGGCGAUACGCCAUGGAUUUGCUGGGAUCAGAAUAUCGUGAAAAGCUUCCGCAACUCCGACAUGCCAGAAAUAGAAAGACCGCCGGAAUACUUCGGGGUCACGAAUCACGCUGUCCCUAUGAGGGAGAUCUCCACAUGGGAUGAGUUUCUCCAAAGUGCCAUGACCUUCAACAUGAUGCUAUCGAAUCUAGGUCGAUGCACCGUCGAGCGCGAGAAACUCGGGUACGACCAGUCCAUCGACUCGCCUGACGCCAUGGAACUUAGUUGUCUGCUCAGUCAUCUAGUUGAUGGACGCAAGAGCGGAGAUCAUCUGUCGAAGGCAGCGUGGCAGAAGUAUCGCAAGAAGAUCAGCCCAAAGGUCCGCGAGCUGCCUGCAUAUAAGAAUCCCGAUCGGAAGCCUAAAAUUUCGAAUAUCAUUGACUACCUGCAGUUCCAGGUGGUCAAAAAGGAACGGAAUUCUGUUUUGAGGCAGCUUGAGAAAGCAUUCCCCGAGAAUGAGAACAUGUACAGCAGGGACGAAGCUCUCGUGCAACCUUGGAACGAGGCGCGAAAACAAGCAGACCAGCAGGGCCGGGACGGACCACUGCAUGCCGUUCUCGAAACGGUCGCCGGGGAAAUCGACGGGCUGUAUCGCCAGUAUGGGAGCUCCUUCGGAGAAGGCGGCUCGUUCUCGGCUGCCACAGCAGACAUCACGGAUCGUGCGAGAACCAUUCCACCCCCUGCCAGUGGAGGACAUCCUUUGAUUUAUGCCUGGCAACACAACCCCGAUGCAUGGCAGCAAUUGCUCGCCUCGUAUACUUACAAGAAGCGCCCCAGCAGCAGCUUCUGGAUCCACGCCUUCGGUGAGGUUCUAUGCCAGAUGAAGGCAAACAGCCUGCCCUCGCGGACUGUGGUUUACGAGGUUUUGUCAUGCUACCGCGUCAAUCCCAAGGCAGUUGCUCGGUUGAGCGCGCAAAAUGCAUCGGAAGAGGAUGAAGACGAUGGGGAGGCAGGAGAAUACGAAGGACAUGAAGCAAUCGAGGCGAUGUUGUAUGGAACGCCGAUGCAAGCCCUAGGAGGAUAUUACGAUCCGGAUGAUUCGAUGUCGGUGGAAUGA
Molecule: messenger RNA, 3912 nt
Organism: Aspergillus steynii IBT 23096
Lineage: Eukaryota; Fungi; Ascomycota; Eurotiomycetes; Eurotiales; Aspergillaceae
Product: RNA dependent RNA polymerase
Exons: 1
Coding region: 1-3912 (1303 amino acids)
Biological process (GO): siRNA processing
Cellular component (GO): nuclear RNA-directed RNA polymerase complex
Molecular function (GO): RNA-directed RNA polymerase activity
Source: RefSeq, a predicted model, not a curated record